AUGUCUGAUCUACUUAGUUUAACAGAAGACGAAGAUAUGAGAAUGAAGCAGGUAGUGAAUGAAGAAGAGACACAAGAACAAGAAGCGUUAAUUGAGGAUACUCCAUUACAAAAUUCGUUUAGUGACUUGGAGAAUGAACUUGAACAGCAGCUAAAAAUUGAACUAAAAGAAGAGUUUUUAGAAGAACAACAGAGUGAGGAGAUCCCUGAAAUUACUGAUGACUUAACUUUUGAAGAUUUACAGAAGGUAUACAAUCAAUAUCAAAAUAAAUUCAAAUUAGCUUAUUCAAAGUCAAAAAGAUUAUUUGAUAGUGAAAAAAAUCAACGAUUAACACUAUAUUAUAUGCAUAGAAGGAAUCAAAUAUUAUUAAACAUAUUAGCAGACUCAGAAGGAGGCGAACUAAUAGAAGGAAGGGACAUAAAUGAUGAAGAAAUAUUUCAUAUCUUGAAUAAAUUGGAUGAUAAAUCCAUAAGUUCAUCGUUUGAUGAAUUAAUAUCGAAAGGUAAGAUAGACAAAAAUUUGAUCUUUAAUUUAUAUUUAACUGAAAAAAUUCCAGAUUUGAUAAAUGAUGAUUUAAUUAAUUGUGAAAUUAAUCCAUUAAAUACCGAAAAUUGGUGUAUUAGAAAUUUAAACAAUUUGGUAAAUUUAAAACAUAAACCAAUUACAAUAGAAGAUGAAGAGAUUUUGGAUGAGUAUAAGGGGAAGGAUUUUAAUCUAGGUUUAUAUAAUGAGAUCAAAGAUCAAGAAAAAGAUAUUAUGGAAGAAAUUCCAAUCAUUCAACAAGAAAUUAAUAUAAAUGCUUCGACCCCAAAUACUAAAAAAAAACGCAAAACAAAAUAA
Molecule: messenger RNA, 840 nt
Organism: Insectozyma verbasci
Lineage: Eukaryota; Fungi; Ascomycota; Pichiomycetes; Serinales; Debaryomycetaceae
Source: the annotation of a GenBank genome assembly